CAAUGAUGUGGGCCUUGGGCGCGUGGGUGUACAGCGCGGCGUGGUGUAGCCUUCCCUUCCUUGGCUGGAACCAGUACGUCCUUGAGGGAUUCCUAACAAGCUGCACCUUCGACUACCUGAGCGGCGACGCGUGGAGUCGAUCCUACGUCGUGGCCCUGUUCCUGGCAGCCUACAUCGUCCCCCUCGCCGUCAUCGCCUGCUGCUACGUCCACAUCGUGAUCUCCGUGAAUCGCCACGACGAGGACAUCCUUAACCACGAGCGGGCGCAGGGAGAGGGCGUCAAGUACACCAACUUGCAGCGGCGAGAAGCUCAGCUGGCCAGAGUGGUGUUCACGUCGGUUUUCUUCUGGGCUCUGGCUUGGACGCCCUACGCUGUGAUUUCCAUGCUGGGCGUGUUCUCGUGGCACAGCGCCCUCACGCCGCUGGCCACGAUGCUGCCCGCCCUCUUCGCCAAACUCUCUACGGUCUACAACCCCUUUAUCUACGCCGUCUCCCACCCUCGGUAUCGGCAGGAGCUGGGUCGUCGCCUCCCGUGGCUGUGCUGUGUGUUGCCUUCGCCUGCCGCGGCUCCCACCUCAUCUCUCAGGUCCUCGACCAGGUCUGACGUGUCUACUAUGCCAUUCCUCUCACGCUCGUCCUCCGUCGUGUCCUCCAGCAGGAAUGAGAAGGCCCAGGCAGACCUCCCUAGCCCAACGACGUUAAUGCAUGACAUGGCUCCCCCACCGUAUCCCGGUCCCUGCGCACGUCCCUUCCCUCCAUGAGCGGGCGCGACGUGGCGUUGGCAACGCGAGGAGACUAGACUAGAGACCUUGUCAAGACUUCAGCG
This is a messenger RNA of Penaeus monodon (black tiger shrimp), 826 nucleotides long. RefSeq names its product lateral eye opsin-like. Gene Ontology annotation, biological process: G protein-coupled receptor signaling pathway. NCBI's taxonomy places the organism in Eukaryota, Metazoa, Arthropoda, Malacostraca, Decapoda, Penaeidae. Gene Ontology annotation, molecular function: G protein-coupled receptor activity. The coding region runs from base 3 to 761 and encodes 252 amino acids. The transcript is spliced from 6 exons. The record is from RefSeq and is a predicted model, not a curated record. Gene Ontology annotation, cellular component: membrane.